GGCUUUAUUUUAGAGAUAAAUUUUUAAUAAUAACUUAAACAAUAACUUAUAAGUAUUUUUGUUUUAAAAUUUAAUUCAUCAUAUAUUUCUGUGUGUUAAUAUUGCCCAGCCAAAUUUUAUCCAUGUAAUAAGAAGCAAAAUCAAUUUAAAAAUCUGAAGAUAUUAUAAGUAAAAUCGAUAACUUUACUAUUUUCAUUUUAUGAAAGGUAUUAUUUUUCCUGCGGUAAAUAGCCGUAAUUCUUUAAUUAUAAAUUUCUGUAAUACCUUUUUAUAUUUUACUCAUAUAAUUAUAUUUUGUUUUGGAUAGUUCAGGUAAAAAGAGAAUGAAACAAUGUGUGGAUAAUUGACAUCUUUUUUAAAAUACAAAUCAAUAUUUCCUUAAAGAAUAGAUUUUAUUGUUAUUCUAUAUUUUUCUACAAACUAUCUAACUGUUAUUGUUCUCAAAUAUGAUCUCAGAACUGUAAAAAUGUGAUCUCAGUAGACCAAUGAUUCCCAAUCAUUAAUAAUUAUAAAUUUCUUUCAUAAAUAUUUUCAUAUUUACAAUACAUUUUCAAUACAUUUUCAGAAAACUUUAAGAAUGUGACUGAAAGUUCGUUUUUAGUUAUUAUUCAUAAAUGUGUACACAAUAUUAAUUCUCAAUAUAGCUACAACUUUUUAAUAACUAUAGUGCCUGUUUUCACAUACUUUUUGGUUUUGUACAAAAUGAUUUUCAAAAGUUUAUGAAAUUAAUAAUUAUUGGGAAUCAUAAUUAAUUCUUUAUUUUAUGAAGUAUGAGCAUUUAAUGUAUUUUAUAAACUGCUACAAGAAAAGUAAGAAAUAUUAUUUUCAAAUAAUUCAUGCAUAACAUAAAAUAUAUCUUUAAUCACUCGACUGAGUAGUAAUAUAAAAAAAUAUGUAAAAUAUAUACUAUGAAGUUUACAACACAAUAAUGCAUGUAAGUGUUAAUAAAUGUUAUACAUAGCUUGACUAAUUUGAGAAUUGUAUAGUUAUUGGAUAGACUACAGAUAUUUAUGCAAAUUCAUAUUUUUAUAAACGCAAAAAAAAAAGCUAAGUAGAAAUUUAUUUCACCUACUAAAUAGUGCGAGCAGUCUAAUUUAGAUAUUUUAUAUAUUUUUGCCUUUUUAAAUUUCUCAUAAAUGCAUAAAAAUCCGCGGUCUACUUAUUAAUCAUCUCGACUUUAUUCAUUUUGAUUAAGUUACGACUUUAAAUUAACCCAACUAUCCUAACUGUAUCGCAUAAUUUAAGUUUCACCAUUCUACGUAAUGUUAAUAUUUGAAUGCGUAAUGAAGAACAUAUCUAAUAAUUCUCGAAAGUUAAUAAAGGAAAUAAUUCGAAAAUGCUUCCUUAAGAUUUAUUUCUUAAAUGUUUUUAAACUGCUUUUAAAAAGAAAUGCGCGGGAACUAAUUCUGCUGAAUGGAAAUGCGCGAUUUAUUAUUACUUAUAAUAGUUGUGUAGGUGCCUUUCCAUGUAGUUUUUUGUAACUUUUCCCCAGCAUAAGUACCAACAGAGCUAAGAUUUCUCCCUAAAAAUAUGUUGGGGUUUUCCAUCGUACGGUUGCCUAGGUAGCCACGGACGACGAAAUAUGUUUGGCGUAAACAAAUUGGUUCUCGUGAGAAGCUGAAUUAUUUUGUGGAAAUCAAUCGCAUAUGACAGUUCUCGUUAGUACAUAUCGGCAAUAUGACAUCUCUAGAUUUAAGACAACAGAAACUCGAACAGCAGAGGCAAUUAAUUGCACAAAAAAUGAAACAAAAACGACAAAGUGGUGCUGGUGGAAUGGUACAGGCAUCUAACAUAUCAAGCACUCAGCUUACAAGUCACUCUACAAAAUGGAUGAAUCCAAACAAAGAGCUUCGAGGAUAUGAUGGGCCAUUACAGUUUAAUAUAUCACAAACAAACCCAGAUUUAAAUACCUUUGCAGAAAAUAAGGAUGUGGAAUCAAGAAUUCAUGAAGUAAGUACAGAAGGAGGUUUUUAUCAAACUAUGGAAGCUGCAGAUUGUGCAGAUGAAGAAUCGUCACCUAUAGAUAUACACUCUCCUUCGGAAUCUUUACCAUGUCCUUCACCUCUUAGAGUAGCUCCAUCAGAUGUCGCUAGCACACUUAUCAGUAGGGAGAAUAAUUCUUCAAGUCCAGAAUUAGAGGGAAACGUGGAAGGGAAUAUAGAGCAUUUUGUAUUACAACCAGCAAAUAAAAAAAUGCAUUACAAAUGUAGGAUAACACGUGAUAGAAAGGGUAUGGACCGUGGCCUCUACCCAACUUAUUUUUUACACUUAGAACGUGAUUAUGGGAAGAAGAUUUUCUUACUAGCUGGACGUAAAAGAAAAAAAAGUACAACAAGUAACUAUUUAAUUUCCACCGAUCCUACAGACCUUUCAAGAACAGGCGAAUCUUAUAUUGGAAAAUUAAGAUCAAAUCUUCUGGGAACACAAUUUACCAUAUACGAUAAUGGAUAUUCAUUAAUGAAAGAUAAUAAAAGAGACGAUCGUUUUAAUCCCAGGCAAGAAUUAGCGGCGGUUAUAUACGAUACUAACGUUUUAGGAUUUAAAGGGCCACGUAAAAUGACUGUCAUUAUCCCGGGAAUGACAUCGGAUCAAAAGAGAGUUGAGAUUUGUCCACGGGAUGAGUCCGAAACACUUCUUGAACGAUGGAAAACAAAAAAUAUGGACAACUUAAUAGAAUUACACAAUAAGACUCCUGUAUGGAAUGAUGAUACACAGUCAUAUGUACUUAAUUUCCACGGACGCGUAACUCAAGCGUCUGUAAAAAAUUUUCAAGUGGUACACGAUAGUGAUGUUGAUUACGUUGUUAUGCAAUUUGGUCGUGUGGCAGAAGAUGUUUUUACAAUGGACUACAGGUUUCCAUUGUGCACGCUUCAAGCAUUUGCCAUCGCUUUAAGUAGCUUUGAUAGUAAGUUAGCUUGUGAAUAAUAUAAUUCAUAAUUGAGCGUAAAAAUGAUUAUACAUCUAUGGGCGAUAAACUAGAUUGGUUAGAAGAAUCUGCAAUAGACAAUCAACAGAUUGUAAUGAUGUUUUUCUACAAGCAUAUCUGUAACAAUAAGUAUUCUAUUGAUAUCUGAUGUAAGGAUAAUCGGUAUAAAUCGUGUGUUCACUUUUCUUAUAUAUGGAUACUGUUUUUAAAUGCUAAACAUACAUUUCACAUUUGAUGCAUUGCGCCCAAGGAUUAAGAUAACAGUUAUAAUUGUAUCGUUGUUGAUCUUAACAUAUUGUGCUAUAAUGUGCAUUUCGACUCGUAUUGCACAUGCAAUGUUUUAUUGUUAAUACUUGUAAUAAUAAUAUUGCCUAUAAACGUUCAGUGAUAAAUAAUAUACAUGGUAAAGAAUUAUAAUUUAAAAACAAACUGUACAAUUUUUAAUUUAUAUUUUAUUAAUUGUUUGCUCUCUUAUCCAAUAUUUGAAAUAUUUUAAAAUAUGUUUGUGCAAUCAAAUGUCUGGUAUUUACAAGGUUCACAUUUUGGUAUUAUCAUGAUCAGGUUUUUACACAAACGAUAUUUUAUAGCAAUGAUAUUGAUAUUGAUACACUGCACAAUUUACUGCCUAAACAGAUGAUAAUGAAUCUUUGUAUCAAAAGUAUAUGGAAUACAUAUAUGUCGAGUUGUUUUUAUGCUAUAUAUCUUUGCUUGAAGAUAUCAAGCACAUUUUACAUUCAUGAUAAUAAAAUAACAAAAAAUUAUAUGAGAAAUAAGAUUAAAGGUAAUAUUUAUCUGCAAUGUUUUUUAGAACUGACAUUAAGGAGAUAAAUGAUCAGUUAUUUGCAAACGGAUUUGUAUGUAAUUUAUUACUUUUUCUUAGAAUUGGGAAUAAUCUUACAAAUGACAAAUAUGUUUUUAUUUAUAUGAAAAUAUGUUGUGUAUAGCUCCCAGUGCAUAAUAUUGUAUUUCACUGUGUGAAAAAUUUUUGAAUAUCUAAGUGCACUGGUCAAAGAUAUUGCUAUAGCAGUGUAACCACGAUUUCAGUGUACGUAUUAUAAUGGAUCUGUUAGUCAUUGUCUAAACGUGUCAUUCAAAAUACAUAUCAAGUAUUUUUAUUUGAUAUACAACUUAUUGUUCAAAAAACAUGUUAUCAUUGACAUAAAAUCCCUUAUAUUUAUAAAAAUACCAAAGAUAUGUUGAUACUUAUGUAUAAUGUAGAAUGAAUUCAUUAAAGCAUUGAUAAAAAUAUUUUUAUGCUGUGCCUUUACAUAACAUUAAUUGCACAUUAGGGAAUUGCAAAGAAAAACUUGACAAUUUUUAUUUCAUUAUGUAAAUCUUCAUCCAUUGAAUUCAACACUUAUGAGCAUUUUAAUGAUCAUGUACUAUUUUCAUCAAAUUUACAAAAGGUAAAGUUCAUUAUUAUUUCAAAAUUCCGUAAGAUCAUUUAUUAGUGUGUUUUAUGCAGCUGGGAAUUAGAUAUAUAUGGUAUUAAAUGUUUAUAUAUAUAAUAAAAUAAGAUAAAAUAACAAAAGGUAAAGUGAGAUGUAAACAAAUGUAAAAUUGCAACAAAUUGCAACGCGAAAAACGGCAUUAUAGAAGUAUUGGAGAAAAUUUGUAACUUUAUAAAUUUUAUACAUCUUAAGUUUUGUUUGUGAUAAAGUACUGCUAUUUAUAAAAAAUGAAUGUAUAUUUUAUCAAAGAAAGGUGCUACUUAAAGCAAAAUCAUUUUUAUCAAGAUAAAGCAAAACCAAUUUAAAUACUAUAUAAGUAAACAGUAUUAAUAUUAUUUAGAAUGUCAAUUAGACAUUUUGUAAGUGUAAUAUUUCAUAUUGGACUUAUUUUUUACUUCAGUAAUGUUAAUACCGAAUAGCAUUUAAGUGUAUUGAUAAUACUUUAAUUGCGUGUGAGUGUGCGUGUACACAUUAAAAAGUAAAAUCUGUAAUUAGCUUAUCAUGUUUAAUGUUGUGAAUUAAAGUGUUCAAUGAGUAUUAUAUUUUCAUCAAUCUGAAAAUAAAUACAAAUUGUAACUUCUUA
Bombus terrestris (buff-tailed bumblebee) is the source of this 4960-nucleotide messenger RNA. It is a transcript of the gene ktub, whose product is annotated as protein king tubby. The record is from RefSeq and is a predicted model, not a curated record. Gene Ontology annotation, biological process: protein localization to cilium. The coding region runs from base 1678 to 2925 and encodes 415 amino acids. Gene Ontology annotation, cellular component: cilium. NCBI's taxonomy places the organism in Eukaryota, Metazoa, Arthropoda, Insecta, Hymenoptera, Apidae. The transcript is spliced from 8 exons.